Molecule: messenger RNA, 510 nt
Organism: Phoenix dactylifera (date palm)
Lineage: Eukaryota; Viridiplantae; Streptophyta; Magnoliopsida; Arecales; Arecaceae
Source: RefSeq, a predicted model, not a curated record
AUGGCUUGCAGACAAAUGCUGGCUGUCCUUGCAGUAGCUGUGGUUGCCAUGGCGAUCCUUCCGGCAAUGGCUCGAGCAACGGAAUAUGUGGUCGGCGAUGACAUGGGUUGGAACCUUGGAGUGAACUACACUGACUGGGCUCGGGGCAAGGUGUUCAGAGUCGGCGACUCGCUUGUCUUUAGGUAUGACCCUGAAAAUCACAACGUCCUCAGGGUCAGUGGCCCAGAUUUUCAGGCAUGCAACAAGGUUUCAGCACAGGGGCCUCUAGCCUCUGGGGAUGAUGCGGUCCCACUCUCAAGUCCAGGGAAAAGAUGGUACUUCUGUGGAAAGGCCGGGCACUGUGAAUCCGGCCAGAAGCUUGUCAUCACUGUCCUUCCAAGCUUGCAGGCUCCCGCUGCGUCCCCCACCCCUACCGCUCUGGUUCCCGGUUCCUCCAACAAGAUUACGGUAGCAGAGUACCAGAGUUUCAUGGUGGUGCUUGUGGCAGUUCUGACGACCUUCAUGACUUAA